UGAAGUCCGUGUCAGAUGAGACGUUUAAACUCCAACGGUUCGUACACAUUCAACGGUCCUGAGAACAGAAGAGAGUCAUCUUUGGAGAUCCAGACAGACAUAAGCAUGGAUAUCGGUGAAAAUUCCCUCCCUAACAGCAUCAACCCUAAUAACUUUCCUGCCAAACUAUGGCGUUUAGUGAACAACCCGUUAAAUGACGCCAUCUUCUGGGACAAACUCGGCAAGGUGGUUGUCAUUGAUCAGCAUCUCUUCGAGAGACAGAUCUUGUCUCCUAGCAACAUCGCCACCCUGGACAACCUCGACUACUUCAAAACGACCAACUUCUCCAGCUUUGUCCGUCAGCUGAAUCUGUAUGGCUUCAGGAAAGCCGAUCCAGCUGUUAAAGACACCGGGGACAAUGCAGCAUAUCAUCAUUUUUACAACCCAAACUUCCAACGAGACCAACCUGAACUUGUUGCGAGGCUGAGGAGACUCACUGUCGACAACAAGGCUAAGAUACAAGCUGGUGUGAACGUGAGAAGUCGGCCCCCCAAUAGAUACCUGCGAUACAUUGGGGGUGAUGAUGGCACAGAUAAAAAUGUGAAAAGAGUCAGUCCUUCACUGCUUAGCCCCACACAUCAGGAGGCAACUCAUCCUUACUAUCCCAGUAAAGCUCAGCCCCUGACGGCACACAAUGGAACCCCAGUCCCACCACGAUUCCUGAUAAGAGGCCAUGGUGCAGCUCUUUCGCCGACUGUCUUUGCUUCAGAAAAAGGGAUACAAGUGUCUUUAAGCCACCACUAUGCUGGAGUAGCCUCGAGCGCCAAUGCCACGCACAUUCAGCAGAGUUUACUGUCCCGUGCAAACCAUGGAAACCCAAAUUUCCCUUUUACUUCUCCAAAUGCACAUUAUCCACCUGGCUACUAUUCCCCAGUUUACCAGUGCUACCACCAGAACCUUGUGGCCUCACAUAUGGCAGAUAGUGGGCUUCAGACGGGCUCGUUUUCUCCCCACAGUUAUUACCAGGCGAGCUAUCCUGUGAAUAGGUUGUGUCAUGGGGACAACAACCAGGACAGAAAGAACAAGGAACACCAGGAGGUGAAAAAAUUUGACAUUAACUUGGACACCAUUUUCCAGAUCGCAGAUGAGGUGAUGCAAACUCCGCCCAAUAACAACCUGGUUAGAGUCGUGACCCCGGAGAAGCCAGGCCCUAUGUUAGUGCCGUUCACCUGUAACAACCCCAUGAAAGCUAACCCGUCGUAUGGACCCAUUAUAAUGGCUGUGUCAGGCAAUGCUAAUCUAAUCAAAUGCGAACCGCAGGAAGUCUCUGUGGUUUCAGUACCUGAGCAGAUGCCUGAAGAUGCCAUAUUCGAGGUUACCGUGGAUGAUGCAAAGGACACUGAGGUAACAGGUGUUAGCGAGGGAAACCAGUCAGGCUGAGAACAGCAAAGGGACAGGAAGUACACCAAAUCUUUAGAUCUCAGUUGUUGAUUUGAUUGUCAUGUGACAGGGAGUCUUGAUGCACUUCAGGAUUUGAUCUCAGAUUCUCACUGUUAUCAGACUUUAUUCUCCAUUUUAUGUGUAAAAGAUUGUUGAUGUGUUCUAUUUUAAAUCUUAUUUAUUUCUUGUAGCAAAAGUAGUUAUAGGCUGUACAUUUGUGUAUUUUAAUAGUAGUGAUUUGUUAGUGACUUUGGAAAACAAUAAUUUGAGUAACA
Etheostoma spectabile (orangethroat darter) is the source of this 1694-nucleotide messenger RNA. RefSeq names its product heat shock transcription factor family member 5 (gene hsf5). The coding region runs from base 16 to 1419 and encodes 467 amino acids. NCBI's taxonomy places the organism in Eukaryota, Metazoa, Chordata, Actinopteri, Perciformes, Percidae. The record is from RefSeq and is a predicted model, not a curated record. The transcript has 7 exons. Gene Ontology annotation, molecular function: sequence-specific DNA binding; DNA-binding transcription factor activity. Gene Ontology annotation, biological process: regulation of DNA-templated transcription.